Molecule: messenger RNA, 861 nt
Organism: Trichoderma aggressivum f. europaeum
Lineage: Eukaryota; Fungi; Ascomycota; Sordariomycetes; Hypocreales; Hypocreaceae
Exons: 2
Coding region: 1-861 (286 amino acids)
Cellular component (GO): cytosol
Molecular function (GO): aldose reductase (NADPH) activity
Source: RefSeq, a predicted model, not a curated record
AUGGAACUCACAAUCCCGCUUCUCCUUUAUGGAACCGCCUGGAAAGAGGAAAAGACUGCUCAUCUUACAGAGACGGCUGUGCUCAAGGGCUUCACCUGCAUCGACACGGCCAACUACCCGACGGCGUACGACGAGAAACUGACGGGCGAUGGAAUUGCGGCGGCCCUCAAGUCUGGCAUCAACAGAAGCAAUCUUUUUAUCCAAACGAAGUUCACGCCAGUCUGGGCUCACGAUCCGAAUAAGAUCCCCUUCAAUCCUCACCAAAACAUUGAGGGACAGAUAACGGAGUCAGUACGACAGAGCCUUGAACACCUUCAAGUCGAUUACUUGGAUUCCUUGCUGCUCCAUGUACCAUUUGAGAACGAUGACGACAACCUGAUUGCCUGGAAAGUCCUCGAGACAUUUGUGCCACACACGAUUCGCUCCCUCGGCGUUUCCAACUUCAAGUUGCCCCAGCUUAAGGAGGUGUAUGCCAACGCAACGGUUAAGCCCGUCAUCGUGCAGAACCGCUUCUACAAAGAGACAGGCUUUGACUUUGGCCUGCGAGAAUUUUGCGCAGGGCGAGGCAUAACGUACCAGGCAUACUGGAUGCUCAGGCACAACCCGGAGGUUCUGGCAUCGGACAUCUUGAAGUCCGUAGCUUUGAAGCUCAAUAUCGAAAAGGAACUUGCCUUUUAUGUCUUGAUUCUGGGUUUGGGCGGGACUCAGGUGCUCGAUGGCACGACAAAAUCUGAGCGAAUGGAGCAAGAUUUGAAGAUGGUUGGGGAGGUGUUUGGUAAUAGGGGGCGGUUGCGUGAGCUGCAAGGAGAUAUUGACGAAUUCCGCAAGCUUCUGUCGAAGCUAUCUACUGGGGCAGAGUAA